GAUGCCUGGCCAAAGUAAACCCGUAAAUUGCAAAAACACUUUUAAUUACAUGAAAAAUAGGCUUUGAGUGUGGGCCGGUCGGUUACGAGGGAACAAGGGCCAUUUUGCCAAGAUGCAGACCUUAAGGAAGAAAACUAGCCCGCUAAAAUUUAAAAACGAAACGACGAGAUUCAUGGGUGACGGGGUGAGUUUCAAAGCGAAACUCAUCGGAAUCUUGGAGGUGUCCGAGGCACGUGGAGAUCGGAUGUGCCAGGAGGCCCUGUGCGACCUUAAAAUGGCCAUAAGGGCUGCUGGGGAGCACAAGCAAAGAAUCACAGUCAAUAUCGCCCUGGAUGGGUUGAGGUUACGAGAUGAGAAAACUGGGGAUUGUCUCUAUCACCAUCCGGUGCAUAAAAUCUCUUUUAUCGCCCAAGAUAUGACGGACUCGAGGGCUUUCGGGUAUAUUUUCGGGUCUCCCGACACUGGUCAUAGGUUCUUUGGCAUUAAAACUGAUAAGGCUGCUAGUCAGGUGGUCAUAGCCAUGAGGGAUCUUUUUCAAGUGGUGUUCGCCUUAAAAAAGAAAGAGAUCGAACUUGCGAAGCAACACUUGGAAAAAAACUAUUUGCCCACCUCGCCCCUUUUUUCGGAGAAUCCCCACGCGAGCUCCAAGGUAAGAAGAAAGAAAACUUGGCCCUCGGAAAAGACCAAAAUAGAAUCCAAAGGUGCGACCAGCACUUUGGAUAGUAAAAAUAGCGGUACGGCAGUGGCGGAUUUGGUCGAUCUCGAGCUAGAACUGAACAGUUUGCAACAGGGAUUGAACCAAAUGGAAAGGAUCACCCCUUCGGACCCUUUUGGGUCCAAGGACGACCCUUUUGGCGAUAGCUUUAUCAGUUAUCCCACUAGCAAGCUGAUUCUGCCUCCGCCUCCCUCCUCGGGUCGAGAUCGCACCAAUCGGAUCUCGGAAAGUUCCAAUAAAACCCCACCGAAUACGGCGGCCAGUGUGGAUAGCGCUUCCGAUUCACUGUUUAGCGCCAAAACGAACCAAGAGUUCUCGUUUUCUAGGGAUUUUCAGGGCUCCCACGAGGAACCCAGUAGCGGAGACUGGUUCAAUGCCUCGUUCGGUAACAGCAUUUUUGAGGAACCGUCUGCUAUAAUCCCCACCACUGAGCCUACGAAAGACGAAAAACACGAGGCGACCAAACAGGAAAUUAUGUCCCAGUUCGAUGUGUUUACCGAGCUGGAUCCUUUAGGUACCGGUAGAAGUAAGCCAUAUAUUGAUAAGAAACAUUUCUUUAAAGAGUUGAAAAACCCCCCUAAAAAAGCGCUCAACGAGCUGGCGACCGCACCGACUACAUCAGAUACAGUCCUAAAACCGCAAAUUUACACGAACACAAGCGUAUUUUCCUCGGAUCCCUUCGGGGAGGACCCAUUUGUCAAAGACGACCCGUUCGCAGGCUCGGAUUUCACAAAACAAGACCCCUUCGAAACGGAGUUCGCCCUCAAAGAACUCAGUUUACUCUCAAAGUCUCCGAAACAAGUGAAUUUCGAACAAAAACUCUCCUCUGAAUCGGAGGGGGCUCCGGAACCACCUCCGAGACCUGCUGCGGUCAUCCUGGAGCCCCCUCCUUUGCCCCCUAAGAAACAAGGGGACAUCGUGCUAAAACCUCCCCCUCGGCCUCCUCACUCCGAAGAAUCCGAAUACCUUGAGAGCGUCAAGGAGCAAUUUAACGGUCCGCCGCUGCCGCUUCCUCAAAGAAAAUUGAAGUUCGACGACUCGUUGCCUCCGGAACGGCCGAGGAAGCAGCAAAACUCCAGCGACGAGGACUAUUUGACUCCCAUCUCUUUCCCACCCGAGGGGGGCACCUUGUUACCUCCACCACCUCACAGAAGUAAAAAGGUGGAGGUGACUGUGGCGUCUCUGUUGGAGUCGAAACCGGUCGUAACGAACACUGUGGCGGGCGAGAGCUCCUUGGACGGUCUUGAUAUGACUCUGAGUCAACUCACCUUGAGCGGCUUGAACGAGUUAGCGACCAAACUGAAAAUCCCACCGCAUAAACUGAGCAAUAUGACUCUGGUGCAAUUGACGAGCUACUUGUCGAGUUUCAUUAAGACCCAGAGCCAGCUGGAGCAGCAGAGCGACGGGUUCCAAGCAGAUUUCGCCGCCAAUUUCAAUAAUAAUAAUAAUAACAAUGCGGUGACAAGUGAGAGCUCUUAUGACCGUUACGCCGUCUUCAGGGAGUUACAGGAGGAGAUCAAACAAACGAAAAUCGACACCGAACCGGAGGAAAUCAAGGAGGAGAAGGAGGAACUCCAGAAUGCGCCCGCGGAUGAUAAAUACGCGGCCCUCCGGGAUAUUGUUGAAAUUGAAAUUCGGCAACAGAGCGUGAACGAGCGAGACGCGAAAAGUGAGGAGGUCAAGAUUAAUUUAUUAAAUAAAGAGAACGGGUCGAUUAUUGAGUAUAAAACGCCGGAAAAGUCGCCCGCGAGGUCGCCGGUGAUGAAGAGUCCCGUUCCCAGUGCCAUCACUGAGCUGAUCCAGAGCAACGCGCGACUAAAUUCCGGAUCGCUAUCGGAUGUGUUGAGCGGCAGCUCCCCGGAAGUGGAUAAUACCGGAAGCAAUUCGGAUAUACCCAAGAAAAAUCUGGAUCCCACGGGUGAGUCUUGGGCCAUUUUCGACCAACCAAGUGUACCCUCCGAGGCCAAAGACAACCUAAUGACCGCCCAAAGUGAGGAGGGAGUCUCUCCUUGGUCGAGCGACUCCAAAGAGUUCGGCAACCGUUCGCCGAUCGACUGGAAAACCGAACAAAAACCCACGGAGAGGCGCAAAAAACAAACCAACCGGGCACUAAAUCAGGAGGACUGGUGGGACACCUCGGCCGAUCCGGAGGGUUCUUACUAUCCGGCCAAUCGACGCUCGACCGACUCGUACGAGGAGGAGUACUACGAGUGCUACGAGCGUCCGCGCAGACGUAAACAACUUCCGCAGCCGUCUUCGCAGCAGCAGCAACAACAGCCGCAAGCCACGUGGCAACAGCAGGGCGGUCAUUCGUCCAGUUCGCGUGACGUCAGUCCGUGGGAGGAGGAGCCGCGUCGACGCGGUUGGGGUCGUCGCGGUCACUCGUUCGAUCGACGAGAUCGACCGACGACGGCCGACAGCUGGGACGACGACGAAGACGAUUACGAGUACGACGAGGAGCAUCGCUCCCGAGGUGCCUAUUUCCAGCGGCACGGUUCAAAGGACCUUAACGACAAGGGUGACAGAUGGGGGGGUGGAGAUGAGAGGCGGUACCGGGGGCGACGUAGGGAGGGUUCGCGGGAACCUAAAGAGUCCAAGGACGGCAGAUGGUGCUGUCCCGACUCGUGGGAGCAAGCAGGAGAGCACGAUAAGACUGUACGGUACUCGAGACAGAGAUCCAACCGGGAUCAACAUCAUCGGUACAGCAACAGGGGCAGCAGGGAGUCCCAGGACUCGCCUUGGGAGGACGAGUACAACGAGCGGAAAGUCUCGGAUUUUCCGCUCGAUUACGAUGCGGAGGCUGAGGCGCCGCAUUAUUUAAGUAAAAAAAAUUGGAAACAGCGUCCGAGUAGCGCGUCGGAAACCGACCGGAAAACCGGGGAAAUCAAAUCGUCCAGGCACUAUUUGGGUACCGGUGGCAGUGACGGCGAAAGGGACCGAAGAUACACGAAAGGAGCGCGCAGGUCCCGAAGCCGAGACUCGCAGUACAGCGAACCCUACCGGCACAAACCGGAACCCGCCCUAGUUGCAACGCGCUCCACCCGUUCCAAGUCGCGUAAAUCGAUGGAACCCGAUGGUUACGUGGAGAUGCCCUCCUCCUCCUCCUCGAAAAAGUCUCCUUUAGCCGGCGCUGACGUGGAGAAAAAACCGCCGAGCGUCGGCAGGAAAAAGGGCUUGAAAGACAAGGAGGGCGAGCAGCCUCCCAGGAAAGGAGGAGGGAACGUCCUCAGGACCAAAUCGUUGUUCGACAACGAUUUCGUCCCGUCGGACGAGAGUCCUAUAAUCCGCGAGGUCGGAAGUAAGUUUAAUUUCGAAAAACCGGAAACGGAACCCGUGCAAAUCGUCAAUAGGUCUUUGAAAGGUUUACGUCAGCAAAGUUUGUUCGAUAAAUCGCAGCUGCGACUAGAGAAAUCCUUCAAGGAGCGUCGCGGCGAGUCGUUUCAGGAGCCGAGACUGUCGCCGCACUACCAGGGGAAACCGCGGAGCCCCUUCGAGGACGAUUUCUCCCCGAAAAGCGACAAGAGCGACCUCCCGCCGCCGCCUCUUUCUGAACCCAACAACGGUGGCGCCAUCUCGAGCAUCAAAGAGGAGCCGGAUCUGCACGAAGAGGAAGAGGAUGAAGACGAUGACGAAGAGGAGGAGGAGGAGGACGACUCGUUCACCAACUUGAAAGCGCCCCCCAACGGAGGGAGAGCGAUCCGUUCGACGACGAUUUUUUUAUUAGCGCCCAGGAGGGCGGGAGGCAACAGGAGUUGAGGUGGACCGAGGAGUUCGAGGAUUCGGACGGAGGUAGGAAAUAAUUUCUGCUUUUUUUCCAGUUUACGACUAAAUCUGUCCGAUCCCCCGUAAAACCGCAUCAAAGUAGGUUAUGAUAUGAUAAUGAUGAGUUGGCCUUCACUUUGACAGGCCGUAAACGUCAAAAUGUGACGUCGACUGUCCUCGAUGGGUCAAUUCGCACCUUUAAGCAAUGCUUUCGUGAUUGUAAACAUGCCAGUGAAACAAAAUGGCUUCUCUCUAUCUCUCCCGUAUUGCCAUUAAUUUUAGUUAAUUUAUUGUUAUUCGUGUAAACUGAACGCAUCUAGGUACUUAUUGUAGGAUAAUUUAUAUAAAUACGAAUUAAAUUUAUAUAUGAUAUAUAUAUAUAUUAU
Molecule: messenger RNA, 4863 nt
Organism: Anthonomus grandis grandis
Lineage: Eukaryota; Metazoa; Arthropoda; Insecta; Coleoptera; Curculionidae
Gene: Dab
Exons: 14
Coding region: 113-4471 (1452 amino acids)
Source: RefSeq, a predicted model, not a curated record